Messenger RNA from Nerophis lumbriciformis (worm pipefish), 1653 nucleotides. NCBI's taxonomy places the organism in Eukaryota, Metazoa, Chordata, Actinopteri, Syngnathiformes, Syngnathidae. The record is from RefSeq and is a predicted model, not a curated record.
AUGGCGACGGCAGCCAGCAGCAGCAGCCCCUCCGCGGCCACGGCCACGCUCCUGCACGGCCACCGCAUCAAUAAGUCGCAGACUCGGAAACGCAUCGACCCGAGGCGGAGGCAAGCGGCGCUCUCCUUCCUCACCAACAUCUCCCUUGAUGGACGACCUGUGCAGGACGAGCGCCAGGAGGUGGAUGACGACGCCGUGGAAGGAGAGUCGGAAGCCCGACGGAGCCUGGUGGAGCGAUCCGCCACUACCACCUCCGCCUCCUCCUCCUCGGCUGCCGCUCUUGCCGCUGCCGCGACCGCCUUGGCCAACCAGGCUCUCCUGGCGAGCAGCCGAACCAGCUCGUUCGCUUCUGCGUCUCCUACCGCUGCGGAGCCCGGCGAAGGCGACGCGUUUGCCCCGGCGUUCGCUACUCCGGCGCCCACGUUCGGCUCGCCUCUCUCGGCUCUGCCCUCCUCGGCCCGGGGCAGACUGCAGACAUACACUCAGGGGGUCGCGCCCGCUGCGUUCUCCAGACAAGGAUCCCAGAACUACUGCCUGGAGGGCGGACAGAUCGCCAACUCGGCCAUUGAGCUUCAGCGGUCGAGACGUCGUCUGAUCUCUCAGCGUUCCUCGCUCGAAACGUUAGAGGACAUUGAGGAGAAUGCUCCUCUGCGCAGGUGCCGCACCCUGUCGGGUUCCCCUCGUCCCAAGAGCUUCAAGAAGAUCCACUUCAUUAAGAACAUGCGGCAACAUGACACACGCAACGGAAGGAUAGUCCUAAUCAGUGGCAGAAGAUCCUUCUAUAGUGUAUUUUCAGUGCUGCCCUAUCGAGAUUGUAGCCAAGCGGGGGACGUGAAGAUGGAAGCGACGGGGCGCCAGCGACACCCGUCGGGAGGUGUCAGCGCUAAAGAGAUGGUCAUCGGCCUCGAGGGUGUUGAGCUCGGGGCUGAUGGGAAGACGGUGUCGUACACACAGUUCUUAUACCCCACCAAUGUGCUUGGCGGGCGAAGGAACACCAUCGACUCGACAUCGUCCUUUUCUCAGUUUCGCAAUGCCAGCCAUCGCAGCCUCAGCCUUGCCCGCGUGAAUAGCAACCAGAGCAGCCUGGAUACUGGUAACGACUUGAGCGAAUUUCGAGAAUACGAUCCCAAUCUUCUGGACGACCCUCAGUGGCCUUGUGGCAAACACAAGCGAGUGCUCAUCUUUCCGUCGUACAUGACGACUGUCAUCGAGUACGUGAAACCCUCCGAUCUGAAGAAGGACAUGAAUGAAACCUUCAAGGAGAAGUUCCCUCACAUACGCCUCACGCUGAGCAAGAUCAGAAGCCUGAAGCGGGAAAUGAAGAAGCUGGCCCAAGACGAGUGUGGCUACGAGGAGCCCACCGUGGCCAUGGCCUUUGUCUACUUUGAGAAGCUGGUGCUACAGGGCAAGCUCAACAAGCAGAACCGAAAACUAUGCACGGGCGCCUGUGUCCUGCUGGCUGCCAAAAUAGGCGGGGAUCUCAAGAAGCACCAAGUCAAGCUCCUCAUUGACAAACUGGAGGAGCGGUUUCGCGUGAACCGGCGAGAGCUGAUUGCCUUCGAGUUCCCCGUGCUGGUGGCGUUGGAAUUCAACUUGCACCUCCCCGAGCAUGAAGUCAUGCCGCACUACAGACGCCUGCUGCAGGCCUCCUAG